AUGUCCACCCCUUCAGUCAACCGCCUCUUUCAACACACCMUCCGCAACAUCAGCAAAGCGACCUUCAAACCCUCGCAAACUCGUCAAAUCCAAUCCACAACGCGACGAUGUGGCCCACCACGCACCCUCGCACAGGUCCAACCCCGCUGGCUAUCAACAUCAAGACCAACCCGCGCUGGACUGAUGCCCGAGACGGACGAUCCACAACCGCCAAAGGAGAAAUCCGCAGAGCCCAUUCCUAGGCAGCCUACUGAACUCACCGAUGAGGAAUACCAUGAAGUCGCGGACGAGUAUAUGGAAUUGGUCCACGAGAAAGCGGAGCUGAUUCAGGAGGGACGGGAAGAUGUCGAAGUGGAGUAUAGUGCCGGCGUGCUGUCAAUAACGUUCCCACCCACCGGCACCUAUGUCAUCAACAAACAGCCUCCCAACAAGCAAAUCUGGCUGUCGUCGCCACUCUCGGGUCCGAAACGAUAUGAUUGGGUGGUUGAAGGCGAGAGUAUGCAUGAGAAAGAAGGCGGUGGCACUGGCGAGUGGGUCUAUCUGCGUGACGGUACCAAUCUUACGGAAUUGCUGGGCAAGGAGUUGGGUAUUCAUGUGUAUGCGCAGGAGGGUGAGGCUGCGAAGCCGACAUUGGAUCCAAAGGAGUAG
Ramularia collo-cygni is the source of this 648-nucleotide messenger RNA. RefSeq names its product related to regulator of mitochondrial iron homeostasis. Gene Ontology annotation, molecular function: 2 iron, 2 sulfur cluster binding; ferroxidase activity; ferric iron binding. Lineage: Eukaryota; Fungi; Ascomycota; Dothideomycetes; Mycosphaerellales; Mycosphaerellaceae. The coding region runs from base 1 to 648 and encodes 215 amino acids. The record is from RefSeq and is a predicted model, not a curated record. Gene Ontology annotation, cellular component: mitochondrion. The transcript is spliced from 2 exons. Gene Ontology annotation, biological process: iron incorporation into metallo-sulfur cluster; intracellular iron ion homeostasis.